Molecule: messenger RNA, 999 nt
Organism: Nicotiana tabacum (common tobacco)
Lineage: Eukaryota; Viridiplantae; Streptophyta; Magnoliopsida; Solanales; Solanaceae
Source: RefSeq, a predicted model, not a curated record
GCUCUAGGUGCUAACUUAAGUGGCAGCGACUGUUGUUACAUGGUAGUUUUCCAGUAUGGCUCGAUUGUCUUGUUUAAUGUCUCCGAUCACGAGGUUGACGGAUACCUGAAGAUUGUCGAGAGACAUGCUUCGGGGUUAUUACCGGAGAUGAGAAAGGAUGAAUAUGAGGUAAGAGAGAAGCCAACUUUGAGCACAUGGAUGCAAGGUGGAUUAGACUACAUAAUGUUGCAGUACAUGAAUAUAGAUGGUAUCCGAACUAUCGGCAGUGUUCUUGGCCAAAGUAUUGCUCUUGAUUACUAUGUCCGCCAAGUUGAUGGUAUGGUUGCUGAGUUCACGGACAUCAAUCGUGGAAUGGAAAAGACUGGAACUUUCACAAUGGAGAGGAAAAAGCUUUUCCAACUGGUUGGCAAGGCAAAUUCUAAUCUUGCUGAUGUUAUUCUUAAGCUAGGACUUUUUGAAAGAUCCGAUAUUGCAUGGAAGGAUGCGAAAUAUGCUCAAAUUUGGGAAUAUCUCAGAGAUGAGUUUGAGUUGACUCAAAGAUUUGCAAGCCUUGAUUUUAAGUUGAAGUUUGUGGAGCAUAAUAUACGGUUCCUUCAAGAAAUUCUUCAGAAUCGGAAGUCAGAUUUCCUCGAAUGGCUCAUUAUUAUAUUGAUAGGUGCAGAGAUCCUCAUUUCGGUUUAUGACAUUGCCCAUAAGUCGUCAAUUGCUCUGUAGGUUUAGCUUCUGAAGUGUUGGAAAUUUGAAAUAACACAUUGCACUCUAGUUGUGGCCUGGAGUUGCUGUACAUAUGAAAUCCUAAAAAAACACAUCUACAUGCUAUACGGCACUUGGUCUAUCUUAAUUGUAAAUGCAUGGUCACUUUAUUACAGCAGGGGAGGUACAUCAUUUAAGCCCAGUGCCCCAAUGUAGGGGGAAUUUGAUUUAGUGGAAAUUGAUUGCAUUUUUGGUGCCUUUCUCCUGUAAGUUUUGAUAUUCUUUCCUUUUUUUUUUGUGUUUUGA